AUGGCUUCACCAAAGUAUCUUACCGGUGAUAAAUCCGCCAUAAACGAAUUCAUCGAUCAAUUCGACGUCUUCCUUUUUGAUUGCGAUGGUGUACUUUGGUCCGGGGAUCAUAUCUUCCCAGGGACCGUCGAGACUUUAGAAUUAUUGAGAGCAAAAGGCAAAAAGAUUGUCUUUGUAACAAACAACUCCACGAAAUCGAGAACCGAAUAUCAGAAGAAACUUACUUCUCUUGGUAUACCAAGUAAUGUUGAUGAAAUCUUCGGUUCAGCCUACUCUUCUGCAAUCUAUAUCUCUCGAAUCCUCAAGCUUCCAGCACCCAAGAACAAGGUCUUCGUACUAGGUGAAAUUGGUAUCGAAACAGAGUUGAAGACAGAAGGAGUGGAAUUCAUUGGAGGAACAGAUCCAGCUUAUCGUCGCGAUAUUACACCAGCGGAUUACACAGGGAUCGCAGAUGGUUCACUACUUGACGAUGAUGUUGGUGUAGUUCUGGCUGGAUUGGAUUUCCACAUCAACUAUCUCAAGCUAUGCCAUGCUUACCACUAUCUUCGUCGGGGUGCAGUAUUUCUGGCAACGAAUACGGAUAGUACUCUACCAUCAAACCAUACCUUCUUCCCCGGAGCUGGAUCUAUAUCCAUCCCAUUGAUCAACAUGAUUGGAAAAGAGCCAACGGCGCUAGGCAAACCAAAUCAAGCAAUGAUGGAUUCUAUCGAGGGCAAAUUUCAGUUCGAUCGUAAGAAGACGUGUAUGGUUGGAGAUCGAUUGAACACAGACAUCAAGUUCGGCAUUGAGGGUAAACUCGGUGGUACACUAGCCGUGUUGACUGGAGUAUCCAAGAAAGAGGAAUGGGAAGCUGAGAAUGCUCCUGUGGUACCUGCUUACUAUGUUGAUAAACUGAGUGAUCUGAGGGUUUGA
Messenger RNA from Sclerotinia borealis F-4128, 912 nucleotides. Lineage: Eukaryota; Fungi; Ascomycota; Leotiomycetes; Helotiales; Sclerotiniaceae. The record is from the annotation of a GenBank genome assembly.